Messenger RNA from Aegilops tauschii subsp. strangulata, 1098 nucleotides. RefSeq lists its product as uncharacterized. Gene Ontology annotation, molecular function: calcium ion binding. The record is from RefSeq and is a predicted model, not a curated record. Lineage: Eukaryota; Viridiplantae; Streptophyta; Magnoliopsida; Poales; Poaceae.
GGUUAAAACAACGAUCGAGAAGACCAAAAAAGUAUCCGUAUCAUAUUCCUAUAACGACUUGCCGCGAACUUCCACCACGCUUUGGCGCUUGCGUGCAUCCCGCUCCAUGUUUGAUCCUGUCUCCCUAUAUAUAUGCAGUCCAUCGUCCAUGGAUGUAGGAGUACAUCAACAGCACAGCUUCAGUAAUUUACAACGCCAUCUCCACGUGUCGUCCGUCGAUCUGCAUAGUACUGUAACUCUGUAGGUGCCUGCCGCGACCGCAAGCAUGUGCCAAGCCGCGAGAGUGUGCCACAACAAUGGCCUGGUCGCGUCGGUGUCGUCUCUCCUGAUCUCGUUCGUCAUCAAGCCCCUGGCCAAGAACGCCAUCCUCACGGGCAGGAGCGUCCUCGCCCUCCUCGCCGGCGACGGCACCGGCAACGCCAGCGCCGCGGCCGCUCCACGUGGGCAGCAUUGCGAGGAGUGCGCCGCGAGGGACGGCGCGCGCCUGUCCAGCUCCGACGCGGCGGCGGUCAUGGCGACCCUGGGCCUGGUUCCACGCCGGCGAGGCAGUGACGACGACGACGACGACGGGAUGGUUGUGUGUGGCGGGUGCGAGGCGAUGGGGGUGGUGGAGGAGGUGGCGUGGGGGAGCAAGGAGGCCGGGGAGGCGGAGCUGCGGGAGGCGUUCGGGGUGUUCGACCGGGACGGGGACGGGCUGGUGAGCGCGGCGGAGCUGUGGGGCGUGCUGCGGAGGCUCGGCAUGACCGAGGGCGCCAGGUACGAGGACUGCGCCAGGAUGGUCGCCGCCGCAGCCGCCCGCCACGGCGGCGUGGACGGGGGGCUCGGGUUCCCCGAGUUCAAAGCCAUGAUGGAGCACGCGGUUUAAGCACGUACGAAGUACAGUACGUAUAAUUGGCUAAAAAGUGGUGCACUGCGAGGUUAGACUGUUCAAGUCGCGUGGCUCAUGCCCAUAUUUUUCAUUGUUUCGUUGGUGUGUAGCUUCGGGUUGUUCCUCAGUCCGUUCGAAAUCGAGCGUAUGUUUUAUCAGUGUUGUUGAAUAAUAAGAUCGAUGUGUACAAGCUUCAAGUUAAUUAAUUAAUUACUUGACCGGAAAUGCAA